AAUGAAACCAUUUCAUUCAGACUGCGUUCCCCUGGUGUAAGUGUCUGUUGGCACCCUGAGGACAUCUGUAAGUUGAUGGUGGCGGAGAAGAAAGGCACAAUACGGUUCUAUGAUCUUGUUACACAACACGCAAUUCUGUCUCUGGACAGCGGGCAGGUGCCGCUCAUGUCAGCUGACUGGUGUCUCACAAACACUAUUAAGGUUGGAGCUGUGGUGGCCAAUGAUUGGGUGAUCUGGGACAUUACCCGCUCUAGUUAUCCACUUGAGAAGAGACCAGCUCAUGUUGACAAGGCAAGACAUUUCAGAUGGUCAAGGGCAAAUGAGAAUCUUUUCGCUACCACCGGCUAUCCGGGAAAAAUCAAUAGUCAGUUACUGGUGCAUCAUCUGGGGCAUCCACAGCCUGUGAUGAUUGGUUCUGCAUCUGUGGGGGCUGGUCUAAGCUGGCAUAGGACCCUGCCUCUAUGUGUUAUCGGUGGGGACCGAAAGCUGUUCUUCUGGAUGACAGAGAUGUAACCUGGACAGAAGUCAACUGGAGAGUGUUUCUGUUUUUCUU
Molecule: messenger RNA, 553 nt
Organism: Sinocyclocheilus grahami
Lineage: Eukaryota; Metazoa; Chordata; Actinopteri; Cypriniformes; Cyprinidae
Product: nucleoporin Nup37-like
Exons: 5
Cellular component (GO): nuclear pore outer ring
Molecular function (GO): protein binding
Source: RefSeq, a predicted model, not a curated record